GUGCCAAUUGCCUUCAUCAAACUCACGCCUUCUCUCUUCUUCUUCAUUCCCGUCUUCUCCGCUUUAGGUUUCCGUCUCUGUUUCUCUCUUUGCAUUUUCCCGAGAAAAACUUCACAUUCUCGCUUUUUUUUUUUCUCUCUUUCUUUUUCUUCAUCACCCUUUUAAACAAAUCCCACCUCUUGCAUGGUUGGUGAAUAACAAAUUUGUUUUGUUGAGUUCAGAUUCGUUGAAAAGUCCUCUUUUUAAAAAAAAAAAAUUGUGUUCUAAAAACUGUUCAUCGUGGAGAUUCUCGGAUCGGGUAGAGCUGCUAGAGGUGGAUUUCACGGCGGGGAUAGAUUCAUCUUCUGCCUUCUCUUGAGGGGGUAGCCGAGGCUCCGGCCUCGGCGGUUUUUAAACCCCUACCUUCACAAAAUCUGGGAAAUUAAAAACGAUAAAAAAAAAAAGUUUCGAUUUUUUUUUUGUCCUCUGUUUCUCGAAAAAAGUUUUUGGUUUGUUCGAGAAUUUCUUGUAAAAGUGAGAUUGUGAUCGUUUGUUUUUGUUGCUGAGAAGAGAGGGUUGAAGAAGAUAUAAAAAGAUGCCUGCUUUAACUUGUUUCGUUCCUCCAGGCUACGCUUUCUCCAACACCACCGCCGCUGAUGUCUUUAUCCCGGCGUCUUCACCAACUUCCGUCGCUACCACCGCCGCUUCCGUUGUCGACAGCUCCUGCCGCUGGUCUUCCUCUCUCUCGUCGUCUCUUUACCGAAUCGAUGGAUGGGGAGCUCCUUAUUUCGCCGCUAAUUCGUCUGGUAACAUCUCUGUUCGUCCCCACGGCUCUGAAACUUUGCCUCACCAAGACGUCGAUUUGCUCAAGAUCGUUAAGAAGGUGACGGAUCCGAAAUCUUCCGGUGGUUUGGGAUUGCAGCUCCCGCUUAUCGUUCGUUUCCCUGAUGUUUUGAAGAACAGGCUCGAGUGUCUUCAAUCUGCGUUUGAUUUCGCGAUUCAGAGCCAAGGGUAUGGUUCUCAUUACCAAGGUGUUUAUCCUGUGAAAUGUAACCAAGAUCGAUUCGUUGUUGAGGAUGUUGUCAAGUUUGGAUCUUCCUUUCGGUUUGGUUUGGAAGCUGGCUCUAAACCUGAGAUCCUUCUCGCUAUGAGCUGCUUGUGUAAAGGUAACCCUGAUGCCUUUCUUGUGUGUAAUGGUUUCAAAGACGCUGAGUAUGUAUCCUUGGCCCUGCUUGGGAGAAAACUUGCGUUGAACGCUGUGAUUGUGCUUGAGCAAGAAGAAGAGCUUGAUUUGGUUAUUGAGCUUAGCCAGAAGAUGAAUGUGAGGCCUGUCAUUGGGUUGAGGGCUAAGCUGAGGACUAAACACUCGGGCCAUUUUGGAUCAACUUCAGGUGAAAAGGGCAAAUUUGGAUUGACCACUACUCAGAUUGUUCGUGUGGUGAGGAAGCUGAGCGAAUCUGGUAUGCUUGAUUGUCUCCAGCUUCUGCAUUUUCACAUUGGUUCACAGAUUCCGUCGACUUCGUUGCUCUCUGACGGUGUUGCCGAGGCUGCUCAGCUUUACUGUGAACUUGUGCGUCUUGGUGCAAAUAUGAAAGUUUUCGAUAUCGGUGGUGGUUUGGGGAUUGACUACGACGGGUCUAAAUCUGGAGACUCGGAUCUCUCUGUUGCGUAUACUCUCGAGGAGUAUGCUGAAGCUGUUGUAGCUUCUGUUCGCUUUGUGUGUGACAGGAGAUCUGUGAAACAUCCGGUGAUAUGCAGUGAAAGCGGUAGAGCUAUAGUCUCUCAUCACUCUGUGUUGAUCUUUGAAGCUCUUUCGGUAGCUAAACCAACGCUUCAUCAUCAAGCGACUCCUAACGAUAUUCAGUUCCUGCUCGAAGGUGAUGAGGAAGCUCGUGCCAAUUACGAGGAUCUUUAUGCUGCUGUGUUGCGUGGAGACCGUGAAAGCUGCCUCCUUUAUGUCGAUCAGCUGAAGCAGAGGUGUGUUGAAGGUUUCAAAGAAGGUGUUUUAAGCAUCGAGCAGUUAGCUUCUGUUGAUGGGUUAUGCGAGUGGGUAUUGAAGGCUAUAGGCGCGUCUGAUGCGGUUCAUACUUACAAUAUCAAUCUAUCGGUCUUCACUUCGAUUCCUGAUCUCUGGGGGAUUGAUCAGCUGUUUCCUAUUGUUCCUAUCCAUAAGCUCGAUCAAAGGCCCGGAGCUCGUGGGAUCUUCUCGGAUUUAACUUGUGACAGUGAUGGGAAGAUCAACAAGUUCAUAGGCGGGGAAACCAGCUUGCCGUUGCAUGAGCUUGACAACAAUGGCAGUGGAGGAAGGUACUUUUUGGGUAUGUUCCUUGGAGGGGCUUACGAGGAGGCGCUAGGUGGAUUUCACAAUCUGUUUGGUGGGCCAAGUGUGGUCCGUGUCUCGCAGAGUGAUGGACCGCACAGCUUUGCAGUGACCCGAGCCGUGCCAGGUCAGUCCUCAGCAGAUGUUCUCCGAGUAAUGCAGCAUGAGCCUGAGCUAAUGUUUCAGACCUUAAAGCACCGAGCAGAGGAAAUGAUGCAUACCAAAAGCAGUAGCGAUGAAGACGAAGAAGAAGAAGAAGAUGAUACUGAGUUGAACGAUGUCGCGGCUUGUCUCGAUCGUUCGUUCCACAACAUGCCGUAUCUUGCAACUGAGCAGGCAUCGCCAAGUAACUCUCUUUCAGCUGCGAUCAAUAACCUCGGGUUUUACUACUGCGACGAAGACAGCUUCGAUUACCUCUCUGUGUGAGGGAAGGUGGUCGUAGUGUGGUUUGUUGUUGCAUUAUUUACUUUCAAUAAAUUUACUAUUAAAUAAAGAAAUGAUGAGAUCCAUAUGAUCCAUCGUUGUUUAAGGUUUUUUAAUUAUUAAAGGAUCCGAAUGAUGUGAGCCUUUUGUUGUAAUUCCGAUCCUUUUUAUCUUAUUUUACUGAAUAGAAAAAGACCAUUUUAUAAACAA
Molecule: messenger RNA, 2932 nt
Organism: Camelina sativa (false flax)
Lineage: Eukaryota; Viridiplantae; Streptophyta; Magnoliopsida; Brassicales; Brassicaceae
Product: arginine decarboxylase 2
Biological process (GO): spermidine biosynthetic process; L-arginine catabolic process
Molecular function (GO): arginine decarboxylase activity
Source: RefSeq, a predicted model, not a curated record